Molecule: messenger RNA, 1213 nt
Organism: Oryctolagus cuniculus (rabbit)
Lineage: Eukaryota; Metazoa; Chordata; Mammalia; Lagomorpha; Leporidae
Gene: OSTF1
Product: osteoclast stimulating factor 1
Biological process (GO): signal transduction
Molecular function (GO): protein binding
Source: RefSeq, a predicted model, not a curated record
GCCAAUCACACAAAAAGAAACUUUGGGGGCGUCCGCAGUGCAGGCUGACUGGGCGACCGGUUGGCUUUUCUCGUUGGGGUCUUUGGGAGUCACCGCUCCAGGAAGCGAGAUGUCGAAGCCGCCUCCCAAACCAGUCAAACCAGGGCAAGUUAAAGUCUUCAGAGCUUUGUAUACGUUUGAACCCAGAACUCCAGAUGAAUUAUACUUUGAGGAAGGUGAUAUUAUCUACAUUACUGACAUGAGUGAUACCAAUUGGUGGAAAGGCACCUGCAAAGGCAGGACUGGACUCAUUCCAAGUAACUACGUGGCCGAACAGGCAGAAUCCAUUGACAAUCCAUUGCAUGAAGCUGCAAAAAGAGGCAAUUUGAGCUGGCUGAGAGAGUGUUUGGACAACCGAGUGGGUGUCAAUGGCUUGGACAAAGCCGGAAGCACUGCCUUAUACUGGGCCUGUCACGGCGGGCACAAAGAUAUCGUGGAAGUGCUGUUUACUCAGCCGAAUAUUGAACUGAACCAACAGAACAAGUUGGGAGACACAGCUUUGCAUGCUGCUGCCUGGAAGGGUUAUGCAGAUAUUGUCCAGUUGCUUCUGGCAAAAGGAGCUAGAACAGAUUUAAGGAACAAUGAGAAGAAGCUGGCCUUGGACAUGGCGACCAAUGCUGCCUGUGCAUCUCUCCUGAAAAAGAAACAGGGAGCAGAUGCGGUUCGGACAUUAAGCAAUGCUGAGGACUAUCUUGAUGAUGAAGACUCUGAUUAAUUCCAUUCUGGAGCUUGAGAUCUAAAAUUUCUGUUGCCUUUGCCAUUCCAAAAACCUUGUCUUUGCCAGAAGAGUGUUGGAAACUUUUUUUUUUUUUAUAAAAGAAUAUAUGAAUGUGGCAGUGUUGCACCAUGUUUGAGUAGAACAUGUAAAUGAAUAGUUCUCAUCUUUGGUUUGCCAAUAAGUGACUAGUUACCGUGCUGUAUAAAAUACAUUUAUGUUCACCAGAGUAGAACAAGAAAAGAUUAUUUCUAUUUAUCAAGCUAAACGAAGUUUAAGAAUCAAGAUUUGUGUUUUUUUGUUUUUGUUUUUGUUUUUAGUUAAAGUUCUUUACCUCAAGGAUUGAGAUAUUUUUGAAUGGGUUUUUCGGGGAGGGGUGCUUAUUAUAAUAAUAAACCAGAAUACUUAACAGAAAUUUGUCAGCUAUUCUGACAAAAAUAAACAUUUUAAGAGACUUUA